Messenger RNA from Hibiscus syriacus, 450 nucleotides. RefSeq lists its product as uncharacterized. The transcript has a single exon. The coding region runs from base 1 to 450 and encodes 149 amino acids. The record is from RefSeq and is a predicted model, not a curated record. NCBI's taxonomy places the organism in Eukaryota, Viridiplantae, Streptophyta, Magnoliopsida, Malvales, Malvaceae.
AUGGUGGUACUCGAAGAAGAAGAAGUAAUACAGCCGGUGCUGAUGAAUAAUGUUACUGUUUCAGAUGCUGCCCCAGGAGCUGAUGAUGGUGAAAGCAGUGAGGAUUCAUGGCGGAGUGAAGAUGGUGAGCUGAACUGGGUGGUUUUAGGUGUUGUGGAGCAAAACCCUGAAGUCUCAGAUGAAUAUUCAAACUCAGAAGAUGAUGAUGAUGAUGAAGAAGAAGGUCUCAUUGAAAUUGCUAUUCCAUUUCCAGGCAAUGAAACCACUGGUUUGAAUGAAGAACCAAAACAAAAUGUGCAGUCCAAUCCGCAGACUUUCUUGCAAGAACCUAUUUUCCAGGAGCAACACCUUGUGGAACUGUUGGCAGAAAUAAACGAGGAAGAAAAUCUAAUUGAAAUUGACAUUUCAAUGGGUUCUAUCAAAUGUCCAGCAUUUGAAAUUGAAGCUUAA